AUGGCUUUCGUCUUUGUGUAUUCUCUCCCCGAAUUUGGACCAUCCAGCCUGUGUUGUCCAUCCCUCAUAGCGAGCAAGCAGAACACAGUAACAACCUGCAGAUAUUUUAAACACUGCAAAUUCUUGUGUCUUUCAGGACCUAGAUUUCUCAUCACAUCCACGGGAGCCUUGUAUAUUUUAGACGUACAGAAUGAAGACGGACUGUACAACUACCGAUGUAUCACAAGGCACAGAUACACUGGAGAAACACGACAAAGCAACAGUGCAAGACUGUUUGUAUCAGAUCCAGCAAAUUCAGCUCCAUCUAUUCUAGAUGGGUUUGACCACCGUAAAGCCAUGGCAGGACAGCGAGUGGAGCUGCCUUGCAAAGCAUCAGGGCAUCCCUCACCAAAGUAUCGUUGGCUGAAGGACAAUGUUCCCUGGGAGCCUGACAGCAGGUUUCGGCAGACAGUUACAGGUCUACUGAUUGAGAACACGCGUCCCUCAGACUCAGGCAACUACGUCUGCGAGGUGUGGAACAACUAUGGGACUGCUGAGAUGAUAGGGCGACUGUAUGUAAAACAACCACUAAAAGCCACAAUUAGCCCACGGAAGGUAAAAAGCAGUGUUGGUAGUCAAGUGUCCUUGUCCUGCAGUGUGACGGGAACUGAGGACCAGGAGCUCUCCUGGUAUCAUAAUGGUGAAAUCAUCAACCCUGGUAACAAUUUCCGGAUCACUGGCGUCAACCGGGAGAACCUUAUUAUGGAUGGCAUGGCCAAGAGUGAUGGUGGAGCUUACCAGUGCUUUGUGCGCAAGGACAAGAUGUCUGCUCAAGACUAUGUUCAGGUGGUACUAGAAGAUGGAACUCCCAAAAUAAUUUCUGCCUUCAGUGAGAAAGUGGUGAGUCCGGGAGAGCCCGUCUCCCUUAUGUGCAAUGUGAAGGGGACUCCUCUGCCUACGAUCACUUGGACACUGGAUGAAGAUCCCAUUGUGAAGGACAGCAGUCAUCGUAUCAGCCAGAUUAUCACUUCUGAAGGCAACGUGGUCAGUUAUCUGAACGUCUCUAACACUCAGGUCCGAGAUGGUGGAGUUUAUCGCUGUACUGCCAACAACUCUGCUGGAGUCGUCCUGUACCAGGCUCGAAUAAACGUAAGAGGGCCAGCAAGCAUUCGACCAAUGAAGAACAUCACAGCAAUAGCUGGACGGGACACCUACAUCCACUGCCGUGUGAUCGGCUACCCUUAUUACUCCAUCAAGUGGUACAAGAACUCUAACCUGCUACCAUUUAACCAUCGCCAAGUGGCAUUUGAGAACAAUGGGACACUGAAGCUUUCAGAUGUGCAGAAGGAAGUAGAUGAGGGUGAAUACACAUGCAAUGUCCUCGUUCAACCCCAGCUGUCCACCAGCCAGAGUGUACAUGUGACAGUAAAAGUUCCGCCUUUCAUUCAGCCUUUUGAGUUCCCACGGUUCUCCAUUGGGCAGCGGGUCUUCAUUCCUUGCGUGGUGGUCUCUGGGGAUUUGCCCAUCACAAUCACCUGGCAGAAGGAUGGCAGGCCGAUCCCAGCCAGCCUUGGGGUGACGAUUGACAACAUCGACUUCACCAGCUCCUUAAGGAUUUCUAAUCUUUCACUGAUGCACAAUGGGAAUUAUACCUGUAUAGCUAGAAAUGAUGCAGCAGCUGUGGAACACCAAAGCCAAUUAAUCGUGAGAGUACCCCCCAGGUUUGUGGUUCAGCCCAGUGACCAGGAUGGGAUCUAUGGAAAAGCUGUCAUUCUCAACUGCUCGGCAGAGGGUUAUCCUGUUCCUACCAUUGUCUGGAAGUACUCAAAAGGUGCCGGGGUUCCUCAGUUCCAGCCGAUUGCAUUGAAUGGUCGCAUCCAGCUUCUCACAAAUGGCUCCUUGCUGAUUAAACAUGUGCUGGAAGAAGACAGUGGAUACUACCUCUGCAAGGUCAGCAAUGAUGUGGGAGCAGACGUCAGCAAGUCCAUGUACCUCACUGUUAAAA
Molecule: messenger RNA, 1984 nt
Organism: Antrostomus carolinensis (chuck-will's-widow)
Lineage: Eukaryota; Metazoa; Chordata; Aves; Caprimulgiformes; Caprimulgidae
Product: Down syndrome cell adhesion molecule homolog
Exons: 9
Biological process (GO): homophilic cell-cell adhesion; positive regulation of axon extension involved in axon guidance; axon guidance
Cellular component (GO): axon; neuronal cell body; plasma membrane
Molecular function (GO): cell-cell adhesion mediator activity
Source: RefSeq, a predicted model, not a curated record